UCCUCUCCUCUGCUGCCAUUUUUUUGUUUGUGCUACAGGCUAACUUGCUAAGCGAGGGGUCUCCAUCAGAAGGAGGCGGAGAGAAAGACUGCAGGCAGCAGAGAGAGGCAGUCCUAUCACAAGACUGAACCUUCCCUGGAGAACCGGGGAGCUCUUCCGCACAGGAAACCGUUACUAGAAAGGCUGUACAAUGUCCGAUUUUGACAGCAACCCGUUUGCAGACCCGGACUUCAGCAAUCCCUUUCAGGAUCCUUCAGUGACGCAGGUGACCCAGUCUGCCCCUCCUGGUGGUCUUGAGGAGUAUAACCCUUUCACAGACGCCAGAACGGCAGCUCCUGGAAAUGCCCCCAAAUCUGCUCCAGCCCCUGCCCAGAACACACAACCUGCCAUCAUGAAGCCCACAGAAGAGCCGCCGGCUUACUCACAGCAACAGACUCAGGAUCAAGCGCGUGCUCAGGCUGAGUUGUUGAGAAGGCAGGAGGAGUUGGAGAAGAAAGCAGCAGAGCUUGAUCGUCGGGAGAGAGAGUUACAGUCCCACGGAGCCGCGGGAGGGCGUAAGAACAACUGGCCUCCACUGCCAGAGAAGUUCCCUGUUGGCCCAUGUUUCUACCAUGAUAUUGCAGUGGACAUUCCUGUAGAGUUCCAAAAGACCGUCAAGAUCAUGUACAACCUUUGGAUGUUUCAUGCAGGCACGCUCUUUGUGAACAUGUUUGGCUGCCUGGCCUGGUUCUGUGUGGAUGCAUCUCGUGGCGUAGAUUUUGGCCUGGCCAUGUUGUGGUUUCUGCUGUUUACCCCGUGCUCUUUCGUCUGCUGGUACAGACCGCUUUACGGAGCUUUCAGGAGUGACAGUUCAUUCCGCUUCUUUGUCUUCUUCUUCGUCUAUAUCUGUCAGUUUGGAGUUCAUGUCCUACAAACUAUUGGCAUCGCUGGCUGGGGAACAUGUGGUUGGAUCGCAGCUUUAACUGGUCUGAACACCAGCAUCCCAGUGGGCAUCAUCAUGUUGCUGAUUGCAGCUCUGUUCACUGCACUGUCCGUGGGCUCGCUCAUUAUGUUUAAAAAGGUGCACGCACUGUAUCGUACCACUGGUGCUAGUUUUGAGAAGGCCCAGCAGGAGUUUGCAACCGGGGUCAUGUCUAACAAGACCGUUCAGACUGCAGCCGCCAACGCUGCAGCUAAUGCUGCGUCCAAUGCUGCUCGUGGGGCAUUCAAACCUCAGCCAUAAACUGACACACAUACACAAACAUGCAUACAUGCUCACACAUACGACACACACACACACACACGCACACACACACACACACACACACACUCAAAAGUUAGAGGUGCACAACUCUGGCCCUGCAGGCUCUCAGAUCAAAUUGAUUCAAUUUAUGAAUGUUGUUAUGCUAAAAUUGCCCUGCACACUUUGCUUAAAAGUGUCAGAGAGAGUCAGAGACCAGAAGUAACAGAGAAGUAUUAAGAUAAAGUGACCAGAGUUGUCCACCUUCACCUUAAUCAAGUUUCAGUAAAAACUCUCUUACAUCCUUCCUGUCUGCUUUUCAGUCAGAUGAGUGUGCUCACAUCCCUUGAAACAUCCACUAAGUGACUCAAGGUUUGCUCUGAGUGUGUGGGAUUUCAUCUCCUUCCUUCGCUUUCCCUGUUCUCCUGUCACCCUGAGGUGAUUCUAGGUCAGUCAGAGGUCGCAGUUCUAGCAUACCUUUAUUUUAUCAUGGUGUCGACCUCCAAACAGCUUCCUGCCUGGUUAAUACAGUAUAGACUCAUGAAAAGUGAUAAUCUGAUCAUGGUGUUUUGCACAUAGUUCUGUUUUCUUGGUCACAUGCCGAAAGUACAGUGUAUGUUUGAGUGGCUGGGCCCGUGUGUGAAUGUGUAUUUCACUUUAAGAAAAUUGUGGCUCUGACUUGUUUUUUUAUAUAACCCAGUGCUUGGUCCGUGAGAUCUGAAAGGUGCAUUUUAUCUUGUCCUAUAUCUGUGCUUCUGUUCCGAGACAAGUACCAUCCUGGUAAUCCAUAUAAAUAGAAAUGUGACGGUAUGUUCUUACUUAAGGACCUGCCUGUAGCCUCUAGCAGUGCUCCAGUGACACCUGUCAGUUGAACAAUUAUGUCCACUUUGUGUGCUACUUUGAUCGGCAACGCGGGCUGGGUCAGCAUCUUUGUGGCUUACUAAGAUCUGACAGCAUGAUAACGAAAUGCAUGUUGAACACACUUAAGGUAGCUGUUUAUUUGGCAAAGUCAUUCUUUCCACUAGCAGCCUUUUCUUUGGCUACAGGUGGCAGCUGGUUUUGGGGGGAAUGUCUGCCUACUUAUUUUCCCCUUAGCUUCUGUGAGAAGUGAGCUGUAAUAGAAGUUAUUGCAUGUCCCAGAGGCUGUUUGACUGAUUGAUGAUGUUUGGAUCUAUUUGUGAAGACGCUCUGAACACCCAGGUCAACAGCAACGUCACCAGUUCACACCACAAACCUAAAAGGUUCAGAUGCUUUCCUGGCCUGGUGCACUAAAAGGGUGGAAAAACGUGAGAAAUGUUCACAUUUCCCUUUAUGUAUGUAUGUAUGAUACUAACAGACUACAUUUUGUAGCCCCUCACACUUGGUUAAAAACUAACGCUGCUAUGGAUCUGAGAGCCGCUUGGUCGUGGCCUCCUGCUGUCAUGUUUCCUGUUGAAAAGGACACAUACCAUACGUAGAGAGAGAGAGAAGUGACCUGCCUUUUCUCACAGAAGAUGGCCUGGACAGUGACAAAGCUAUGAUUUUUCUUGAGAUUAACAUGCAUAAAUAAGAUACUAAACACAUUGAUACUGUGCAUAUGUACACAGCAUAGACUAACAGUCUGAUUGCAUUUUUACAGACAAAGAAAGUUAGUCCCGUGAUUUUUCCUCUGUCAGUAUUGGUUUACUGACAUCAGACGUUUCAUAGCCAAAAAGAACAUUAGAAUAACAGAGGAUUGGACUUGAUAAGAUACAGUAAUUUAUAUACAUAACAGUGUUAUGCAGCACUACGUUGUACACACUACUGUCACUGAAGUCAAAUAUGGACGUGGGUUACAUUUGUAUCGUGCUUUAGCACCUCAUAGUGGUGGUGAGUGUCUGAAGAUGUGCAUGACAGAUGACUGAUGACUGGUACCGCUGGUAUUACAAAUGUAUGGACUGAACAUUAUCGUGGACAGAAUACUCCUGAUAGUGUUACAAAGUUGAAGGUUAAUUUGUCACAAAAUAAUAACAUCUUGGCAGUAUUGUUUUCCUUUGGAAAUGUUUUGUUUUAAAUUCAUUGCACAUUUUUUGUUUUACGUUGAACUUAGUGCAAAAGACAAACAUGUUUUUAUUUAUGGUGUAAUUUAAGUUGUUUGCAUUUCAACUUUGUUUGGUUUUGAUUUCAUAUAAUGUAUUAUGUUUGUGUGGUUUUGUAAUGACAUGAUCAUAGUGUCGGCUAGAUUUAAAAGUGUUUAAUGACUUUGCAACUUGACCCUGCAAGAGGUUUGCUUGUGUGGAUGAGGAUGUGUGUUUGAUCGGUAUGAAAGAAAAAAAAAAUCUCCCUCAAGUGUUAUUCUAUGUCCUAAAAAGCUGUGAGAAAUCUACCAAAUGUCCAUAUAGAUUUGUUUUUAAAUCUUGGUUUGUGAUGUGUUCCCUUGCCAUGUUUUACUUUAAGGUAUUACACAACUUUUCUUUGCUACAAACACCCACAUGAUUCCCAUGUAUCUAUAGUUUUAAACUGUUGUUAUAUGAAGCCAUGCCACAGUGGGUAAUUUCUUGAUGUAUUUGGCGAGCUGGUCUGCAGUACAGAAUGAGGUGUCUGUAGUUUGCUGACACAAAACUGUGUUUUUGACCUGUGACCAUGUUAUUUCACUGAAUCAGAGAAGAAACUCAUUCAAAAGGGACACUUGUAUAUUUUGUAAAGUUGAAAAUCUGAUCCCCAUUAUCAAUCACAUGUAAAAAGAAAAUGUAAUGCACUCUUGUCUGGCCUUUGUUGCAUGUGAAAUAGUUUGAGUUUUGUAUAUUUAUGGUAUUAACAUGAAAUAAAAUUUGAAAGAAA
Dicentrarchus labrax (European seabass) is the source of this 4018-nucleotide messenger RNA. RefSeq names its product secretory carrier-associated membrane protein 1. Bases 191 to 1222 code for a protein of 343 amino acids. Gene Ontology annotation, cellular component: trans-Golgi network membrane; recycling endosome membrane. The record is from RefSeq and is a predicted model, not a curated record. NCBI's taxonomy places the organism in Eukaryota, Metazoa, Chordata, Actinopteri, Moronidae. Gene Ontology annotation, biological process: protein transport. The transcript has 9 exons.